Fibroporia radiculosa is the source of this 1206-nucleotide messenger RNA. RefSeq lists its product as uncharacterized. The transcript is spliced from 8 exons. Lineage: Eukaryota; Fungi; Basidiomycota; Agaricomycetes; Polyporales; Fibroporiaceae. Bases 1 to 1206 code for a protein of 401 amino acids. The record is from RefSeq and is a predicted model, not a curated record. Gene Ontology annotation, biological process: epoxide metabolic process. Gene Ontology annotation, molecular function: epoxide hydrolase activity.
AUGUCUGAAUCUCCUUUCACGCUGGCCGUUCCAGACACAGAGCUCGAAUUUCUGCGCAAGAAGCUCGAACUCACUCGCUUCCCUGACGAACUCGAUGGAGCUGAAUGGAAGUACGGACCACCGCUGGAAGAUAUGCGGCGGCUUGUGGCGCGGUGGAAGGAUGGCUACGACUGGCGCAAAGCUGAGGCGGAAAUCAACAAGAUUCCCCAAUUCACACGGGAUAUUGAAGUGGAUGGCUUUGGAAGUCUGAACAUUCACUAUGUUCAUCAACAGAGUCGGGUGACUGGCGCUGUGCCAUUAUUAUUCAUUCACGGAUGGCCCGGCCAUUUCAUGGAGGUGUCCAAAUUGCUGCCACUCCUGCCAGAGACGUCUCCGGAACAUCCUAGCUUCCAUGUUGUAGCUCUCAGCUUGCCAGGAUUUGGUUUCUCCGAGGCAGCAAAGAAAACUGGGUUUGGCAUUUACCAGUAUGCUGAAGUCGCCAACAAAUUGAUGGUUGCAUUGGGUUAUCAUGAAUAUGUAAUCCAAGCAGGCGACUGGGGUUACGGUAUUACCAAAAUCAUGGCUCACAAAUAUGGUCAUAAGUACGUGAAGGCGUGGCAUACUAAUUUCCCGACGACUGGCCCUCCAACUUUCACGUCAGACCCGGGACGUUAUUUGGCAUCACUUGUGUCACCCUACACUGCUGAGGAGAAUGCCAGUCUGGAACGUACGAAAUAUUUCUGGGAAAAGAGAAGCGGAUAUUUCAGAAUACAGCAACACACUCCGCAAACACUGGGCUACAGCAUUGCGGAUUCGCCCGCCGGUUUACUUGGGUGGAUCUACGAGAAGAUCAUACUUGCUAGUGAUUCGUACCCUUGGGAUGACGACGAAAUAUUGACGUGGAUCUCCAUUUACUGGUUCUCUCGUGCUGGCCCUACUGCAUCUGUGCGGAUUUACUAUGAAGCGACCACUGAAAUUGAUCCUUUCCAUGAAAACAUUUGGAGCUCCAUCCCCCUUGGAUUCUCGUUCUUUCCCAAGGAGAUUGCCAAGGUACCUAGACUUUGGUCCCGAGGUAUUGGGAACGUGGUUUUUGAGGCCGAACACGAGAGCGGCGGGCAUUUCGCUGCUCAUGAAAAGCCCGCCGAGCUCGUGGGCGACCUCCGAAAAAUGUUCGGCAAGGGAGGGCCUGCGUACGGCGUCGUCAAAGGAAAGGACGGCUACGCGUAA